UUUCCUGUUAAGUCUUUUCUUCACUUCCGUCGAGCUCCGCCUCGCCGUUUGUCCCUUGCGGCUACCCGUCUGCCUACAAAUCUAGCCCGGGAACCGAGUUAGGGGAGGGCGGUCUGUGCCGUUCCGGCUAGGAGUUUGCCGACUCCAGACGUCCUGCGAACCGGCAAGAUGUGCUCCCUGGGGUUGUUCCCUCCUCCACCGCCUCGGGGUCAAGUCACCCUAUAUGAGCACAAUAACGAGCUGGUGACGGGCAGUAGCUAUGAGAGCCCGCCCCCCGACUUCCGGGGCCAGUGGAUCAAUCUUCCUGUCCUACACCUGACCAAGGAUCCCCUAAAGACCCCUGGAAGGCUGGACCAUGGCACAAGAACUGCCUUCAUCCAUCACCGGGAGCAAGUGUGGAAGAGAUGCAUCAACAUUUGGCGUGAUGUGGGCCUUUUUGGGGUGCUAAAUGAAAUUGCAAACUCAGAAGAAGAGGUGUUUGAGUGGGUGAAGACGGCAUCCGGCUGGGCCCUGGCACUCUGUCGAUGGGCCUCUUCCCUCCAUGGGUCCCUGUUCCCCCAUCUGUCUCUCAGGAGUGAAGAUCUGAUUGCUGAAUUUGCCCAAGUCACAAAUUGGUCCAGCUGCUGCUUGCGUGUCUUUGCGUGGCACCCCCACACCAACAAGUUUGCAGUGGCCCUGCUAGAUGACUCAGUCCGUGUGUAUAAUGCCAGCAGCACCAUAGUCCCCUCCCUGAAGCACCGGCUGCAGCGAAAUGUGGCGGCUCUGGCCUGGAAACCUCUUAGUGCCUCUGUCUUGGCUGUGGCCUGCCAGAGCUGCAUUCUCAUCUGGACCCUGGACCCCACCUCCUUGUCUACCCGACCCUCUUCUGGCUGUGCCCAAGUGCUGUCUCACCCUGGGCAUACACCUGUUACUAGCUUGGCCUGGGCCCCCAGUGGGGGGCGGCUGCUCUCAGCUUCACCCGUGGAUGCUGCUAUCCGGGUAUGGGAUGUCUCAACAGAGACCUGUGUCCCCCUUCCCUGGUUUCGAGGAGGUGGGGUGACCAACCUGCUCUGGUCCCCAGAUGGCAGCAAAAUCCUGGCUACCACUCCUUCAGCUGUCUUUCGAGUCUGGGAGGCCCAGAUGUGGACUUGUGAGAGGUGGCCUACUCUAUCAGGGCGCUGUCAGACUGGCUGCUGGAGCCCAGAUGGAAACCGACUGCUGUUCACUGUAUUGGGAGAGCCACUGAUUUACUCCCUGUCUUUUCCAGAACAAUGUGGUGAGGGAAAGGGGCGCGUUGGAGGUGCAAAGUCAGCAACAAUUGUGGCAGAUCUGUCUGAGACAACAAUACAGACACCAGAUGGUGAGGAGAGGCUUGGGGGAGAGGCUCACUCCAUGGUCUGGGACCCCAGUGGGGAGCGUCUGGCUGUGCUCAUGAAAGGAAACCCAAGAGUACAGGAUGGUAAACCAGUCAUCCUCCUUUUUUGCACUCGAAACAGCCCUGUGUUUGAGCUCCUUCCCUGUUACAGAGGGCAGAAGAUGGGCAAGCUAAAACUGAGAACUGAACUCAACAGCCUACCUGCAAGAAAUACAGCUGACUGAACCUAAGCUUUGACUUAUAAACAAGUAAGUGUCUGUCCUCAGUAAUGUGAGACCUGACUUGCAUGCCAGGGCCACUAGCCAUAUUCCUUCCCCAACAGCAGGAAGCUGCUUGCAGGGGACACUGGUGGAAUCCAAAGACAGUUUCAUAAUACAACUCUUCCCAGCUGAGCUUCCCAAUUUAUGUGCCACUAGUGAAUUACAGGAGUGCCUAAUAUACGCUUCCCUCAACCUUCAGGGCAGCCAGAACCUCUGAGCCAUUUGCUUCACACAUAAGCAGUCUCCCCUCCGUUUACCCAAAGGUGCUGAGCAAUUGCUGUUUGUGUUUGUCAAGAAAAAGACGGGGUCAUGCUGCUUUAUGGUUUUCAAAGCCCUUUCCCAUAUAUUACAGCACCCACUUCUCACAACCACCCCAGGAUGUAGGCAGGGGAGGUAUCACCAUGCCCUUGUGAGAUGAGCCUGACUGAGGGAGAGGAUGAGUGUUGGGCCUGCUAUAGGCCAGGAACCCUGCCCCGGGGCCCAGUGCUGAGUGCUGUGUGAGCAUUGCUCCCAGGUGGUCUGCCAGAAAUGCAUGUGGGAGGCAUCUCUGUCCUCAGGUCCCCACCUUGUCAUAGAGGGUGCCCACCAUGCUGUCCUCUUCACUAGUGCCCAGCAACUGGGCCAGCAGCUUGUGCCCGAAGUGCAGAUAGAUGAGUCCCGCACUGCUCAGCUUGGUCUGCCAUGGCUUCCCAGGGGACAGGGAGCUCA
Chlorocebus sabaeus (green monkey) is the source of this 2322-nucleotide messenger RNA. It is a transcript of the gene AAAS, whose product is annotated as aladin WD repeat nucleoporin. NCBI's taxonomy places the organism in Eukaryota, Metazoa, Chordata, Mammalia, Primates, Cercopithecidae. Gene Ontology annotation, molecular function: protein binding. Gene Ontology annotation, biological process: nucleocytoplasmic transport. The record is from RefSeq and is a predicted model, not a curated record. Gene Ontology annotation, cellular component: nuclear pore.